Molecule: messenger RNA, 2238 nt
Organism: Rhododendron vialii
Lineage: Eukaryota; Viridiplantae; Streptophyta; Magnoliopsida; Ericales; Ericaceae
Product: polygalacturonase At1g48100-like
Exons: 6
Coding region: 630-2003 (457 amino acids)
Biological process (GO): carbohydrate metabolic process
Molecular function (GO): polygalacturonase activity
Source: RefSeq, a predicted model, not a curated record
UCAAAUGGGCUAUUCAUAAGCAAAAAGAAAAUGACAAAAACAACUCACUGGACUGUCGGUAAGAUUGAAAAAGUACGCAAUUUCCUAAAAAAACCCUAUAAAAAUACAUAAAAUUGCAUCGAAACGAGCGUCGGGAAGCCCAAAAUACGUCGUUUUCUUUACCUCGUCGACAUCCCGGCAUAGUUCUAUUUUUCACUUCUCUCAUACAUCUUCCUACUCCACACACCUCCUCCUCCUCCUCCUUUUUUCCCCUUUCUCUUGAAUGCUCAAAUGCCGACACCACAUUCUCACCUAAAAAAAAGGCAUCCAAAUGGAACAGGUCGGUUUCUGGCAUGAUUAGAAUAGUAGUAUAUGGUGCACCACUCAGGGCCUCAAAAUGGGCCUUCCAACUAUAAAAACUGACUUCAACUCCUCUGCACUCUCACUUGUGGAAGUCUUCUUCAGUGGUCACAAAAACAACUUGUUACCCUCUCCUUACUCUACACCUCUACUUGAUUCCUAGCCAACAAAAGUGAUUAAAAAAAAAAAAUCCCAUGUAAAGAGCACAUUAAGUGGCCAAGUUUCCUUUCCCUUCAUUCUGUUGCUACAAAAUCUCUCAAUCUUGCCCAUAACCAAACACUAGUUUUCCCAUGGAAUUCCCUUCUUGGGUUUUCACUUUGUUUUCCUCCAUUUCACUGUGCUUUCUCUUGCUUCCAAUACAGGGUGGGCUCCAAACCCACAAGGGAAACUCACAUUUCCUGCCAUUAUCUCAGAUUUCACUCCCUCCAUCUCCUUCACCUGAGGCUUCUGCCCCAAGUCAUGAUCCCACCCCAGUUUUCAGUGUGCUUUCUUUUGGUGCUGUGGGGGAUGGAGUCACCGAUGACACUCGAGCGUUCAAAUCGGCUUGGGACACUGCUUGUCAAUCCGAAUCAGCGACUCUACUCGUUCCUGAUAGUUACUCUUUCAUGGUGCAAUCCACUAUAUUCACGGGGCCUUGUAAAAGUAGCCUCAUAUUCCAGAUCGAGGGAAUUCUGAUGCCACCGGAUGGACCUAAGUCAUGGCCUAAGAGCAACAGCAAGCGACAAUGGCUAGUGUUUUACAGGGUCAAUGGAAUGGCGAUGCAAGGGGGUGGUUUAAUAGAUGGGAGAGGAGAGAAAUGGUGGAAUCUUCCUUGCAAACCUCACAAAGGACCUAAUGGAACUACCUUGCCUGGCCCGUGUGAUAGCCCAGUGGCAAUAAGGUUCUUCAUGAGCUCCAAUUUGACAGUACAAGGGCUCAAGAUCAAGAACAGUCCACAGUUCCAUUUCAGGUUUGAUGGUUGCAGGGAUGUCCUUGUAGACUCUCUCUACAUAAAAGCCCCUUCUCAAAGUCCCAACACAGAUGGAAUCCACAUAGAAAAUACAAACAACGUGAAAAUAUACAACACAAUUAUCUCCAAUGGUGAUGAUUGUGUGUCUAUUGGAGCUGGUUGUUUCAAUGUAGAUAUAAGGAACAUAUCUUGUGCACCCAGCCAUGGGAUAAGUAUCGGCAGCCUCGGCAUCCGCAACUCCCGAGCCUGCGUUUCGAACAUCACUGUGACCAACUCAGUGAUCAGGCAAUCCGACAACGGCAUUCGGAUCAAAACAUACCAAGGUGGGUCAGGAUCAGUAUCCAUGGUGACCUUCAACAAUAUUCACAUGGACAAUGUCAGGAACCCUAUCAUCAUAGACCAGUACUACUGUCUCACCAAGAGCUGCACCAACCAAACCUCAGCAGUCCACAUCUCCGACAUCACGUACGCAAACGUCAAGGGCACCUACAGCAUCAAGAGCCCACCGCUGCACCUGGCGUGCAGCGACGCGGUCCCCUGCACUAACCUCACUUUUUCCGACAUAGAAUUGCUUCCGGCUCAGGGACGGAUCAUGUCGGAUCCGUUCUGCUGGAAUGCCUACGGGAAGAUAAGUAUGCUGACGAUCCCACCGGUUUAUUGCUUGUCGGAGGGAAUUCCGGACACAAUACCGCCAAUCGACGGCGAUCAGUGCUGAUGAAUCUAGAGCAAUUAGCAAGUGUACAAUAGGUCUAGAGGUGAGAAAAUUUAGUUCCAAUGACGAUUUUAGGAAAUUAUGGAGGUGAACAAGGAUAGAAACUUGUUCUAUACAGUAAGUUAUAGAGAUAGAACUCUUGAUGAUUUUCUCUUUCCUGAAGCUAUGUAAUGUUAUUUCCAACGCUGAAAAAUUGUCCCAAAAACCUCCUUCGGUUGCAAAUGGCUUGUGAUUCCAA